AUGUCGUCCACCACCACCUACGGACGCAAUCGCCAAUCUAUCGUAGACCUCGAACGCGAAAUCGACGACCUCUUUCGCCGACAUCCUCAGUCCACGUCCGACGACGGCGGCGACCCCACCAUACCCGGUCAUGCCCUCGUAGACAUUCUACGGACAUUCUCGCACAACCACAAUGCUUUGGAGCUCAUGACUCGCGAAGAGGAAGAACAGCUCAUUGACCUCAUCGAGACCAAUCCCGGCCUCGCCGUCACACCACGGGUAUUGCUCGCGUUCAUCGCGCAGAGGACGACGGCCGGCCCCGGCGAUGGUCGAGAGGGGACACCUGAAGACGAUGCAGAGGCCAUGGCGAGAGCAAGACAAGAAGACCUCACCGAGUACGAGCACGACAACCACUCCCGCUCGUCCAGCCCAGAAUCCAUUGGUACUUCAGUCUAUCGACCACCCAGUCGGUCGUCAUCAGCGGAGCCGCCUCUAGUGCCGCCAAAAACGCCAAUGCGCGACUCCCCUUUCGAUGCCACCCGGCGGCGGCGGACCACCCCGCUGUCCAAUGCGCCGACCAGCUGGACGCGACGGCCGCCCCCACAGCGCCGGAGCAGUGACGCCGGAGCUCCUGGACGCGACUUGAGUGAUUCAGAGACCUCUAUUUCGGCACCACCUGUGGCCUACUCGCGCUCGCAGGGGUCCACUGCCGGGCGGGUGCGCUCUCCCUCCAACCCGACGUCCCCAGACCCGUACUUUGCACGCCAAUCCGGGUCGGCCUCCCCCGUCAGCGUCGGCUCCUACUCGCGCCCCCACUCGCGCUCCAGGUCGCACGGACACUUUAGCAGCCUGGACGGCUUCGCGCUCCGCCACCGAUCCGUCUCUCCCGAGAGCGACGGCGGCGGCUACUACCACCACCACCGCCACCACCAUCAGCAGCACGAGCACGCGACGACGGGGCUGAUGUCGCCGCCGCCGAGCGACCGCGACAUGUCGGACCUGUCCUUCGAGGUCGACGACCGGCCGCUCUCGGCGCUUCCUCUCCCGUCGCGCGCGCGCAACUCGGACGACGAGGGCCUGUACGGCGACGACGAUGACGACGACGACGACCCGACGCUGCUGCGCCUGCACGAGCGGCUGUCGACGACGUCGACGGUGUCGCUCGACAUGGCGGAGCGCGCCGAGGCGCUGCAGCGGGUGAACGACGAGCUGCGGCGCAAGCUGAGCGACACGGAGGACAACCUCCAGCGGCGGCUCGCCGAGCGCGAGGCGGAGAUCGAGGACAUGCACCUGCGGCUCGACGAGCUCCGCAGCGAGCUCGGCGGCGCGCGCCGCCAGGAGAAGGAGCUCAAGGCCAAGGAGCGCUCGAGCUUCACGCAGAUCCAGGGCCUCGAGCAGAGCAUCGCCCAGCUCUCGAGGAGCCUCGAGAACUCGCGGCUGGCGUACCAGAACCUGAACCUGCAGUAUGCCGAGCAGUGCG
Phanerochaete carnosa HHB-10118-sp is the source of this 1459-nucleotide messenger RNA. RefSeq lists its product as uncharacterized. The record is from RefSeq and is a predicted model, not a curated record. The annotation marks the transcript as partial. NCBI's taxonomy places the organism in Eukaryota, Fungi, Basidiomycota, Agaricomycetes, Polyporales, Phanerochaetaceae. The transcript has 2 exons.